This is a messenger RNA of Ixodes scapularis (black-legged tick), 2142 nucleotides long. RefSeq names its product proline-rich protein 12. The record is from RefSeq and is a predicted model, not a curated record. The transcript is spliced from 12 exons. NCBI's taxonomy places the organism in Eukaryota, Metazoa, Arthropoda, Arachnida, Ixodida, Ixodidae. The coding region runs from base 282 to 1946 and encodes 554 amino acids. Gene Ontology annotation, cellular component: nucleus.
GUUCAAAUUUAUCUGCCUAGGGAACGCUCGUCCCCGCCAUCCCCGCCAAUUCUACCGGGCAUUCCCUAGCACAUUCCCCUAACCAUGUAAAUGUGUACGCUCAGGAAGCUGGCCUGCGAGCCGGGUUUUGAUUUCUUACUGCCGCACGCAAACGAAAUAAUUAGUUGAUGCACUCAUCAUGGCGUCCUUUGUGCCGUUUAUUUAAGCCGACCCUGUCUCCUUGUUUGCACCCAAGUUGAAAGCUCCGUUGCUCCAAGUUGCCGCCUGCUCUGCUUGUAAACAUGGCGGACGCCUCUGUCAAGCAAGACGCAGACGAAGCGACGGAGGGAGCCUCGGUUCCCGCGGAGGACCCGGAUGCCACUCCGGCGCAGGCCGCCGGGCGCCGGACACGCAAGCCUGUCCAGCCGCCGGGCGGAGUGGUGACGCGCCGCACCUCGGCUCGCCAGGUGGCGUCGAGCGCCACCCGCGCGACUUGCGAGGCCCCCCGGCAGACGCGGGGCAGGCAGGCCGCCCUGCGACGCAAGGCCCCCUCGCCGGUGGCCUCUCCCGCCGAGACUCCGCAGCACCGCAAAGGGUGGAAGCGGAAAAAGUCCGACCCCGAGGACCUCUCCCCGUCGGAGCCCGAGCUGGAGCACGACGAUUCGGACUCGGACCCCGUCUGGAUACCGGACGCAGCCAAGGGAGCAGCGGGAGCAGGAGUCGCCGCGCCGCCCCCCGCACCCGCGGCGACCGAGCCCGAACCGGAUGCGAAACCGGUUCGACGCGGCAAGGGAGGCAAGCCGGCCAAGACGAAGCCGGCCCGGCCCGGGGCGCGCAAGGGCGGCGCCAAGAAGCCCAACGGCAAGGGAGGCGGGAGCAUUGACCUGGCUCCCGACAGCGGGUCUCCGGAGUCCCUGCAGCUGAAGGUGGAGCUGCCCACGGAGGGGGACCCGGCCGCCGUGCGCAGGGACUACACCCGGCGCCCGGGGGCCGCCCCCACGGGCAAGGCCGAGGCGGCGCCCCUCGAGAUCAAGGCCGACGGCGGCGGCUUCAAGACGGGCGACUACAUCCUGGCCGUGGCGGACAGGAGCAAGACGCGGCCUCCCAUCUGGCGCAUCGAGGGCCGCUCCUUGCUCCAGCGCUUCGAGGCCAUCGAGUCCGGGGACCGCCUCCUCUACCGCAACAUCUCCUCCUUUUCGGCGUGGAACCCCUUGGAGCAGGCCAAGUACACGAGUAUCACGGUCCGCGUGCACUCGAACAGCAGAUCCGCCACCGUCGUGGAGGUGUUGGAGAUCCACAGCAAUGCCCUGGGUGGCACGGGCGGCGAAAAGAACGGAACGGAAGCCAGGAAUGCCAGCCGGACUGUGGAGAACCUUCUGGAGAAGUAUGAGGUGUACCUGCAGACGCUGCUGAGUCACGUGCUGGAUCCUAACUUCCUCUCCGAGGUCCACAAGGAGAAUGACGAGUACUUCCUGAGCAACAUGCAGACGAUCGACGGCGAGAACGAGGUGCGGUGCAGCGCCCUCAAAGACGCCCGCAACUGGAGUUCGGAGCUGUGGAAGGCGGCAACCUUGUUCCCGGAAGUGGCGGUGUCCGACAUGGAAGACACCAGCCCCACCUGCGAGGGCUGCGGCAUCGAGCCCGCAACGCGCAUGGUGGACUUCUCCGGGACGUGUUACAACAAGCUGGACCUGACCGAGACGUCCGCGGAGGAGGAAGAGGAGGAGAAGCGCACGUUCCGGCUCUGCUUGGGCUGUGCCCAGCCCCUGGGCUCCUACUGCCAGCUGCACCACUACAAGUUCCACGCCUUCCAGAAGUGCAAGGACAAGGUCUCAAGCAUGCAGACGGAGCAAAAGUUGAAGGAGUCCCAUAUCAUCCUGGAGCGUUGUUUACAAGACGACGCCUGGGUCAACCAGAUGUUUGCGGAUCUUCAGGGCCUGUGGGAGACGUGCACGCAGCCGAGUUGACUGCCCGGCGACGCCCCCCGCCGCGGGACCCCUUGGCGAGGCCCCUCGCGCCUGUGUACAGUCAUUUGAACGUCUUCAUGUGAGGCCUGUCAGACAGGGCACUGCAUUGGUCACGCAUAUUCUAUUUCUAAGAGUGAUUCUACUUGGUUCUGUAGUGAGUAGCCAGGGGAUCAAUAAAGCGUACCUCUUACCCCCA